Molecule: messenger RNA, 4524 nt
Organism: Nyctereutes procyonoides (raccoon dog)
Lineage: Eukaryota; Metazoa; Chordata; Mammalia; Carnivora; Canidae
Gene: HRH2
Product: histamine receptor H2
Exons: 3
Coding region: 585-1853 (422 amino acids)
Biological process (GO): gastric acid secretion; chemical synaptic transmission; G protein-coupled receptor signaling pathway, coupled to cyclic nucleotide second messenger
Cellular component (GO): membrane; dendrite
Molecular function (GO): G protein-coupled serotonin receptor activity; neurotransmitter receptor activity; histamine receptor activity
Source: RefSeq, a predicted model, not a curated record
CGGAGCCGGCGCGGGCGCGGGCGCUGGACGCCGGGAGCCUGGAGCCGAAGCCGGAGCCGCCCCACGCGGCGCUCAAGCUCCUGUUCACCAGUGGUCCUAAGAGGCAGAGGCAGAGGCAGCAGUCCUUGACCCCGGUCACAUGGGUAGGAGCAUCCACCAGCUAUGGAGAAGGGUGCGGCCACAUCUCCACAUGAUCCCUCCCGCAUAAAACCAAAGCCACCUCCAGACACAUGCUCCAGUGCCUCAGUCUAUAUGCAAAACCUGGAGAGAAGAGACCUACUCCAGUCCCUGGAGGAAGCUGGCUCUGCAGGGGGUGAUUUGAGGACUGGAAUUUGAACCAGGAACUUUCUCCUUUUGCUCUUCUUCAUUCAUACUCAUGCCCAAUAUACCUCCUAGGAGACUGCUUUAUUUAUUUCUAGAAAAACAGUCGUCGGGCAGUUAUUGUAACCUCCCCACGUCUGGACAUUUUCUUUUGGCUCCAUUGGGAGCCUAGAGCCCAGUGGUUGACAUCAUUGACACACUGGGGAGCUGGAUGAGAAGUGGCCAGGGGCUGUGGGCAGAGGCCGGAGCCGUAGGGUCCCAGGAUGAUAUCUAACGGCACAGGCUCUUCCUUUUGUCUGGACUCUCCUCCAUGCAGGAUCACUGUCAGCGUGGUCCUCACUGUCCUCAUCCUCAUCACCAUCGCCGGCAAUGUGGUGGUCUGCCUGGCUGUGGGCCUGAACCGCCGGCUCCGCAGUCUGACUAACUGCUUCAUUGUGUCGUUGGCUAUCACCGAUCUGCUCCUUGGCCUCCUGGUGCUGCCCUUCUCGGCCUUCUACCAGCUAUCCUGCAGGUGGAGCUUCGGCAAAGUCUUCUGCAAUAUCUAUACCAGCUUGGAUGUGAUGCUGUGCACGGCCUCCAUCCUCAACCUCUUCAUGAUCAGCCUUGACCGGUACUGCGCUGUCACUGACCCCCUGCGCUACCCUGUGCUUAUCACCCCAGUACGGGUCGCCGUCUCUCUUGUCUUAAUUUGGGUCAUCUCCAUCACCCUGUCCUUCCUGUCUAUUCAUCUGGGGUGGAACAGCAGGAAUGAGACCAGCAGUUUCAAUCACACCAUUCCCAAGUGCAAAGUCCAGGUCAACUUGGUGUAUGGCUUGGUGGAUGGGCUGGUCACCUUCUACCUGCCACUGCUGGUCAUGUGCAUCACCUAUUACCGCAUCUUCAAGAUUGCCCGGGACCAGGCCAAGAGGAUCCAUCACAUGGGCUCCUGGAAGGCAGCUACCAUUGGGGAGCACAAAGCCACAGUGACACUGGCUGCGGUGAUGGGAGCCUUCAUCAUCUGCUGGUUCCCCUACUUUACUGUGUUUGUUUACCGUGGGCUGAAAGGGGAUGAUGCCAUCAAUGAGGCUUUUGAAGCCGUCGUUCUGUGGCUGGGCUAUGCCAACUCGGCCCUGAACCCUAUCCUGUAUGCCACACUGAACAGAGAUUUCCGCACGGCAUACCAGCAGCUCUUCCGCUGCAGGCCGGCCAGCCACAAUGCCCAGGAAACUUCUCUGAGGUUGAGCAGCUCUCAGCUGGCCAGGAAUCAAAGUCGAGAACCCAUGCGGCAGGAAGAGAAGCCCCUGAAGCUCCAGGUGUGGAGUGGGACAGAGGUCACAGCCCCUCAAGGAGCCACAGACAGGAAGCCAACGCUAUCCUGCACUGUGUGCUCCAGCAACCUUCUAAGCUGCUGCAAGAGCCUUUGGGGACUUAGGUUCCUCCAGAGACACAUGAGAGGCCCCUCAGAGGAGCAGCCAGGCGAGCCACUGUCUGAGGAGCCACCGAGGACACCACCCCAGGAAGCGGUGAGGACUCUCCCCUCCGAGGCUGUCUAGACCCCGCCCAGGACACAGAAGAUACUGCUUCUGGUCACCAAGAUUUGACUCCUGGAGCCAUUAAGGACCCAGAAGCCCCCAAAGCCACCGAAGAUGCACCCUAGCCUGAGUCUAGGGACUCCCAGAGCACACAGUGGAGUGCUGGGGUCCUUGGGUCUAGUGUGGAACAGCCUGUUCUGUGCUCAGUAUUCCCAGCAGAUGUUCAGAACUCUCCUGGGCCUGGGUCCACUGAAUCCCAGGGGUUCAAAGCUCACAUUGGUGCUGGCCCUGAGUCAUGAGCAGAGAUGGCUGGAUGCGGGGGAGGUAUGUGCACAGGUGUGUGCAUGGAUUUGUACACAUGGGAAUGCACAGGCCCUCAGAGCACAGCAGAGGGUGUGGCCAUAAAGAGUGAGCCUCUCACUUCUUCAUGGAUUCUGUAGGAUGAAGGAAAGGAAAGGCAAGGGAAGGGAAAGAAAGGAAGGAAAUUAGCCUUUAAUGAGCACCUGCAGUGUGCAGGUACUUCACCUGCACGAGCUCAUGUAAUCCUUAUAACGUGGUAAGAAGCACCAACCUACUUUAUGGAGGUAGAAACUGAGGUUCGAAAGAAGACGGGACCUGCCCCCAGGGCAUUCAGCUAGCAGGUGUGCCUGGCUCGUUUGAGGCACUCAAAAGAUCGUUGUUGAGUAAAUGAAUGAACAGGAGCAAGGGCAGAAAGUCUGGCCUCAAGCCCACACUCAGGGGAGAGGUCAAGGUGUGUGCUUGACUCAGCCUACCCUUCUCUAGCUCAGACCUGGAGCCUGAGGGAUCCCUUCACGCUGCAGUACUGCCCCUCUCUGGUGCUUUUCAUCAACAAGAAGCGGUGCGGAGCAGAGCAAACAGGUGGGGCAGGUGCGAGGACAGUGGGUAGGAUGCCAGAGUCAGGGAGAGAUGGCAUGGUGGGAGCAGUUGACCCCACAGCAUCCUCUGCUGGGUGCGUGACCUUGGCUGCAUUAGAAGUGAUGGUUCUGAGCAGCUCUUGGCUCCUCCAUCCAAGGGGGUAGAUCCCCCUUUGCUAUUUACAGGGUUAUUGAAGAGACCCAAGGAGGUCGGGGUGCUGACAGCCCCGGAGAAACACGAGGGUGUGCAUGGAUCCUCCCUGCUACCCACCGCCCCUCCCUGAGCCCACUCCACCCUCAGUUCCAACAGCCCCAGGUGGCACCCCCCUCUGUGCACACCCAGGCCUUCCCCGCCCUCCUGUGGCUCACGGUCCCCUCCCAGGCUGUCAGAUGUGCCUGUCCCAUGAGCCUUCUCUUCUCACUGCGAUUUCUUUCCCUCUGUGGCCUCAUCUGCACCCUCAUAACGGAAGUCGCCAGGACACUUACUGUGAGGAAAUGACUCACAGAUAUGUGCCUGGAGCCUAGGCUUCCUUUGGGAGCUUUCUGCUCAUGGCUGUGCACCUGACAUCUCCACCUGGGUGUUUCGAAGGUACCGACUUUUAGUUUAGCAUGUUCACAACCACACUCUUGACCUGCUCCCUGCACUUGCCCCUCUGCCAGGUUCCUUGUCUCAGACAGAAGCCUGCCUUCUGGGCCCGAAGGUCAGCCUUAGCUCCUCCUGGUCAGCUUUCUCGAGUCCUAGCUCCACAUGUACCCAUCUGCUUGAUUCUCUCCACCUGCCCUGUCCUCACUCGGUCCCACACUGCCAUCCCUGGAGACUGAGACAGCUUCCUGACAGCUUUCCACGUCUCCCACCGGCCUCCCUCAACCCUCCGCUCCCAACAGCCACAGCGGGCUAUGCGGAAGGCUGCCCUGGUCAUGUGGUCACGUGGCACACGCAGGCUGUCAUCUUUCUCAUGGCCCAGUGGUCCUGUGUGCUCAGCCCCGACAUGGAGCCUCCUGCCUCCUCCUGCCAGGCUCCGCUCUGUCUCUUCAUCCCAACCCUCCCGGCCUCUCCUUUCUGUUUGUUUAUUCUCCUGCUGCUAGCUGCUACCGGGCCAUGCACCAAACUAUUUCCAUGACGUGGAAUACUCUUCUUACCCGUCUGGCCAUGAGGCCUCAGCUGAAAUAUCACUGUUUGAGGAAGUCUUCCUUGACCCACCCCAUGAGGUCAGGCCUCCCCCAACACACACCACAACUGUCCUCAGAAGCCAUCACGUGUUUGUAAUUUACAGCCAUCUAUCUGGUUUCCUCACCCCUGUCCGUCUCCCCCACUCAGGAGGUCAUGGGCCCUGCCUGUUUCUAUUAACUCUUGUAUGUCUAGCCUCUAGAAGAGCUAGUAAGGGCUUUAAGCAGUUUAUCUGCCAAUAUACCGGAAGGCAUGAUUUGCCCCAGUAGCCCUCAGAGGUGCUCAAUCUCAGAGGGCUCAAUUCCUUCUAGAAGCCCCAGAAUCCCCUCCUCAGACGUUUUCCCGGGAGUCUGAGGCAGGUGGGUCUCUAACUCAUGGCCAAGUAGUUGGAGGCAUAAGACCAGUCUGGCUGGUCACAGUGUCAGUUGGUCAGGGUUCUGACCCAGUGUGCCCACCCACUGCCUGCCAUGGCAGGGGCCUCCUUGGGUCUGUGUCUCUCUCAGCUAUCCCCACCCUUCUGGAGGCUCCCCGGAGCCUCUGCUGGCUGCAGAAGUGGGGCCCAUGCUGUCUAGAGGAGGAGCAUCUGCGAUGGGCCUCCAAAUCCAUGUUCUGUGUUACCAUCAUGUUCCAAUAAAGCUAUCGAAACAGA